Molecule: messenger RNA, 152 nt
Organism: Rotaria sordida
Lineage: Eukaryota; Metazoa; Rotifera; Eurotatoria; Philodinida; Philodinidae
Source: the annotation of a GenBank genome assembly
UUGGUUUUGCGUAAGUUAUUUUAUUGAAGAAUUUGAAAUAUAUUUUUGAUAAUUUUUAAAAUAGAAUACAUGAUCGUGAUCCACGUUAUUAUGCUGAUGGCGAAGAUGCUUUUUCUAUGAGACGUGAACUUACAUCACAUAGUAAAGCAUAA